Messenger RNA from Recurvomyces mirabilis, 1875 nucleotides. RefSeq lists its product as uncharacterized. The record is from RefSeq and is a predicted model, not a curated record. The coding region runs from base 1 to 1875 and encodes 624 amino acids. Gene Ontology annotation, biological process: carbohydrate metabolic process. Lineage: Eukaryota; Fungi; Ascomycota; Dothideomycetes; Mycosphaerellales; Teratosphaeriaceae. The transcript has 12 exons. Gene Ontology annotation, molecular function: hydrolase activity, hydrolyzing O-glycosyl compounds; chitin binding.
AUGCCCGAAUGGAGCGUGCUCUUCUGCGGCUCAACGGACGACUUCUGCGGUGAUGGCUGUCAGGCGGGAUUUGGAGGUUGUGGUCCACCCCCUACACCACCAUGUGGAGGGUCACAGGUUGGGAAGCGCAACAUCGGCUACUACGAGUCCUGGGCCAAUACCCGUCAAUGUCAAGCGGUCAGCCCUAAAGAUCUAAACUUGGCGGGCUUUUCCCAUCUCAACUUCGCCUUUGCGUCCUUUGACCCGAAAUCUUCUCAAAUAACUCCCAUGGACAGCAACUCAGCUUCAUUGUACGGACGUACGACAGGCUUGAAAAACAAAUGGUCGGGCUUGGAGGUGUGGAUCUCUGUCGGUGGCUGGUCCUUCACUGACCCAGGACCAACACAGGAGGCAUUCUCCAACAUGGUAAGCACUGCAGGCAACCGUCAGGCUUUCAUCAGUGGCCUCAUGCAAUUCAUGAAUACGUACAACUUCGAUGGCGUCGACUUGGACUGGGAAUACCCUCAAGCCGAUGAUAGAGGUGGCCAGGAAGGCGACAAGGUGAACUAUGUGACCUUUGUCAAGGAGCUACGGAGCGCUCUCGGCAACAAGGGUAUCAGCUUGACCCUGCCCGCCAGUUUCUGGUAUCUGCAGCAUAUCGACGUCAAAGGUCUGCAGGACUCAGUCGAUUGGUUCAACUUCAUGGCAUAUGACUUGCACGGAACAUGGGACAAGGCGUCCAAGUUCGUUGGCCCAUACAUUGCACCGCAUACCACCCUCACCGAAAUCGACUUAGGCCUUGAUCUGCUUUGGCGUGCAGGAGUGUCGGCGGACAAAGUUGUCCUCGGCCAAGGAUGGUACGGUCGUUCGUUCACUCUCACUAAUCCUUCUUGCAAGACACCCAAUGGUGUGUGCGAGUUUAGCGGCGGAGCCGACCCAGGGCCUUGCUCCGCCACUUCCGGCAUUCUAGACGACCAGGAGAUCCAGGAUAUCAUCACGAAGAACAAUGUACAGCCUGUUUGGGAUAAGACUGCUGGCGUGAAGUGGAUAACUUGGGGUAGUAAUCAGUGGGUUUCCUACGAUGAUGACGACACAUUCAAUCAGAAGCGCGACUUCGCCGAGAAGCGCUGUCUAGGUGGUCUCAUGGUCUGGGCACUAGACCAAAAGGAUCAGAGCGGCGCUGGCAACUUGAAUAAUGGCGUCUCUGCUGGGGAUCAAUCGAAUGCUCAGUCUCUCUCCGGCGAUGCCGCCGCGAAGGCAAGCUGCUAUGUCACUGAUUGCAACCAGAAGUGCAAGAGCGGCACCAAUCAGGUCGCACAGAUGAACGGACAGCCAGGCCAGGUCUCGACUCGUACCGAAAUCUGUGCUGUGAUGAUGGUACUACAACCGGCAAAUGCGCGUGGCGAGGAUUUCGAGGUUCUGGCAUGUCGUGUAUACAAGGGUGCUCAGAUGACCAACAGUCACGUCGGAAAGAAGGACCAGACAUGCAACGGAGGCCUCCAGUCUUUCUGUUGCUCAAACUUCAAGGCUCCGCCAUCAUUGCAAAGUCUUGGCAAAGAUGCGGCGGACGCUGCGAAGAGUGCUGCAGAAGCUGCAGCGGAGCAGGCCGCCCUUGACAUUGCCGCGAAGGCGUUCUGCCGCAUUGCUGUCCCAGCACUCCUCGCACCUAUUGAGCUGCUUGAGGAUCUGAUCCCGAUCUUUGGCGAAAUCGCUGAUAUCGCCGAGUUGGCAGCCACGCCUGCACUCAUCAAAUUAUGUACGGAUGAGAUUGAAAAGACCGGAAAAGCUGAGUUCAAAGUCUUCGGCAAGAAGCAUAGUCUCUCCCUAGAAAGCUCCAGAGACAAGACCUCCCAAAUCGAGCCACAAGCCCGAAAAGACAAGCUCCGCAUGCAAUAG